Eremothecium cymbalariae DBVPG#7215 is the source of this 2517-nucleotide messenger RNA. It is a transcript of the gene GPB1, whose product is annotated as Gpb1p. Gene Ontology annotation, molecular function: protein binding. Gene Ontology annotation, cellular component: cell cortex of cell tip. The coding region runs from base 1 to 2517 and encodes 838 amino acids. The record is from RefSeq and is a predicted model, not a curated record. The transcript has a single exon. NCBI's taxonomy places the organism in Eukaryota, Fungi, Ascomycota, Saccharomycetes, Saccharomycetales, Saccharomycetaceae.
AUGGAAGAAAGUGUAUUGAAUAGUUCCGGUGUAAAGGCAGAAUUGAACGAUUCACAGAAAGAUCAACGACACCAUUCUACAGAGAGUUCAAAGAAGGCAAGUAGUAGUCAGCCAGUUAGUGAUGUGAUUUCUGAUCAGAAACUUUCGCAGUACAGUAAGCAAUACACUGCACCUAAGAUUAGUGCACAUUACAAGCCAGUUUUCCCGAAUGACUACCCCAACGAAGCCGCUGGGGUUCGAAAAGCAAGAAAUGAAGUCAAAUUAAAGAUGUACUACAGGUCAAGGAAUGUUUCCAUACAUCCUCUGAAAUGCACAAUGGAUGGAUAUCCAUCGAUGAAUCGCCGUAACAUGCUGACGCGCGGGUCGAGUGGAACCCAGAGGGGUUCUGGUUAUGAAAACGAUGUUCAUCGAAGGAACGCACCUGAUUUUAAACAAGUAUCAGGACACCCACUUCCACAUUGGCCAUAUGAAGAAGAGUUUGGAAAAUUAGCUUUAUUUGAUACAAUAGAUAAUGAACCCCAAUUAAAGAAUGUUGAUUGGGUACGUUCGUAUUUGAAGUAUUAUGACAAGCUUUCUACCGUGAAUAGAGAUGCCCGCUACCGGUUGAGAAGUAAUAACAUGUGGAACACCAUUCCCAAGGUCGACGUAGGUAUGAAAGAUGUGGACAAUAGUCUUGGACCAGAUAGAUCAUCCGAAAAUAGUGCGUAUUCAUCCGCGAGGUUAGAUUAUUUUGACGUUGGUGAGUCUAUAGACGGCAGCGCUUUUUAUCCAUCUAAUCCGAAUUUCUUUUCGGGAACAAGUUUAAGUCUACCAACGUUUGGUGAUGUUCAAUUGCCCUGUUUUGUAUACCAUUCCGCUGCUGAGUUAAAAAGCAACAUAUACAUCCUUGGUGGCUUAGAACCCAGCUUUGAAUAUAAUGAAGUUGCACCAAACUUAAAUGACUUUCAUAUGGAUGGCAUCAAGAAUUUACCCCCACCAAUUAACGAUGAGUAUAUCAACAAUCCUGCCAUGCUUCCAAAUAAACAUUUGUACGUAUACUCCACUAAUGGAUUCACAUUAAAAAGGCCCAAAUUAAAAGGGCAAAUACCACCACCACUGAUAUGUGCGAAAAUGGCAAAACUAACUGACCGCUAUCUUUUCUAUUACGGUGGCUUUGAGAUUCGAAAUGAAACUAUAAUCGACAAUCACACAGGACAGUACUACAUAAGUAGACGUGCAUUCAUUAACAAUACAGCAUAUAUUUUUGACAGCCGUAUAUUUAAGUUCACUAAAGUGGAAUUAAUUACACAAUCAACUAAAUUUUCUCCAUAUCGACCAACGGUUCCAAGGUUUGGCCACACGCAGGUAUCCUUAAAACUAAAUCUAUCAAAAUCUCUCGGCAGAUACGCAGAUAGCGAAGAUGGCAAGAGUAUUUCAAGCUCCAUCCCCACCCAAUCCUACCCCAGUUCUGUUGAUGAUGACUACACGAAUACUACAGGUUCUGAUCAAACUUUGAGCGGGGCUUCUUCUGCUAGUAGAACUCAUGUACACACUAUAUUGAUUAUGGGAGGUUACAGACAGGUAAAUGACAGCCAAUAUGAAGCUUUGAACGAUAUGUGGAGGUUGGACGUGACCGUAGUAUCAAAAGGAAGGAAAGGCUAUUUUCAGUUUGCAGAGACAGCUUUAGCGACCCUAAUUUCCAAGCCGCAUUGUGCAGAUUCCGAUAUCAAGUGGCCAACACCGAGAGGAUUCAUGGCGGCCUGUCUUGCUGAUACCAGUUCUUUAAAUACUGCUCCUCUUUUGGAUAGUUUAUUAAAAACUUUGAAGGAAAGCGAAGUCGCUAGCGUCACACUUAAAGACGAGUCCACCCAGCCAGUUUUCAGCAAUCUUCCAUUUAGUCAUAAUAAAGGGAGACAUUCCAUGAGCCAAGAAGCACGAAAGCUCUCUAAAAUCACGGCAUCGCAGUACACCAUUAAUAAAACUUUGGUCGUCCAUGGUGGCUCUAACGGAACCCAUGUUUACGGAGAUAUGUGGUGGUUCGAUUUAGAUAGCGAGCAAUGGACUGAAGUACCCCUCUUGCUUAAAAACGAGCAUACUAAACAAAGGGACAGAACCUGCAUUCCUGUAGUAGGUCAUGAACUCGUGCAGCACAAUAGUCGAUUUUUAAUACUUGGCGGUAUCCACCAACAAGAUGUCGAUAAAAUAUACUUCACAGGAAAAAAUCUACAAAAAGAAUCGGUAGAGGACCCAGAAAAAAGUACUUCAGGUGUCAUUGUCCUAACAAGCAGCAAUACUAACAGUAGUGGCAACACCAGCAACAACUUUAAAAACUGCGUUUCCUACGACGUCAAGACCAUCCAUACAACAUUCCCCCAAGCCCUCAACCCAAAACUUGUCGCCGCCUGCGCUAUAUGUAUACACGGCCAACUAUGGCUAAUCGGUGGAGCAGUAGUUCUGGCCUACGAUAAUCGCAAACACCUGCAACUACUAGGAAACAUUACAGAAUUGAUUGUUCCACUUGUCGAGAGCACUCUUUAG